AUGCAGGAUUGCAAGAUUGGUAAAACAUGUGGUGUUGACGGUUGCACAUUGAAGCACCAUCCAUUGCUGCACGCGCCCUUUAAUACAAGAAACAACAAUUCAGACACGUCAAGAAGACAACCUGAAAAUGUAAAUUGUCUUGUGCAAAAUAACAAGACUAUCUACUAUCAAGUAGUGCCGAUUACAAUAAUCGGCGAAGACUGCGAAUAUAAAACAUUCGCUUUCUUUGAUACAGGUUCGUCUGUAAGUUUGAUCAAGGAACAAGUUGCAAAUGAUGUUAAAGCAACAGGUUCAUGUGUUCCGCUAACGCUUGCCUGGACCAACGGAGAAGUCCAGGAAGAACGGAAUAGUCAGGUAAUACAAAUUAAGGUCCAAGCCGAUAAUGGACAAAUCUUUACCAUUAAAAACAUGAGAACAGUUGAUGAACUGAAUUUACCUGUUCAAUCAAUAGAUAUGAAACAAUUAAAAUCACGAUAUCCUUACCUUCGUGAUGUAAAUAUGCGAUCAUAUGAGCAAGCGGUACCCACCAUACUAUUGGGGCUACCUCAUGCUUAUUUAUUUAAGGCAAUAGCAGAACGCUCGAGGGGAAAUAAUGAGCCCAUUGCCAAACAAACAAAAUUGGGAUGGACUAUUUUUGGUGGUAGCGAAGUUAAUACUAACACCAAAAACUUGUUCUCCAUAGAUGAAGUUAUUGAAGAAGAGAAGUCAAUUAGAGAAAUGAUGUCGAAUUACUUCUCAACAGAAGCCUUUGGGGUAAAAGUCCCACAAAGCAACCUGAUUCCGAAAGCGGAUGAGCAAGCCAUUAAAAUAAUGGAAAACACCUUAACAAAAACUAACCAGGGCUAUGAGAUUGGCCUGUUAUGGAAAAAUGAAGACGUGAAAUUUCCAAACAGCUUUAAAACUGCGUUGGGACGUCUUCUAAUACAAGAAAGAAAGAUGGAUAAGGAUCCAACGCUAAGAGAUUGGUAUAAUGCCAAGAUAAAAGAAUAUGUCGAAAAGGGAUAUAUGCGUAAAUUAACAGUUGAAGAGUAUAUGAAAAGUACUCCAAAAACAUUUUAUCUCCCUCACUUCGUGACUAUAAACAAAAAUAAGCAGCCGCCGAAACCAAGACUAGUAUUCGACGCAGCUGCAAAAAUGGAGGGCGUUUCCCUCAAUUCUCAAUUGCUAUCAGGACCAGAUAUGACUGAAUCAGCCUUAGGAAUCAAGAUACGCUUUAGAGAAGCACCAUUCGCGAUUUCAGGCGACAUUCAGGAGAUGUUCCAUCGAGUUGGAAUAAUAAAAGAAGAUCGGCAAGCCCAACGAAUCCUCUUUAGGGAAAGUUCCAAGGUUCGUUUGGACGUUUACGAGAUGCAAGUAAUGACGUUUGGUGCGACAUGCUCGCCAGCUUGCGCGCAAUUCGUAAAGAACACAAACGCGAAAAACUUCUUAAGCGAAAGUCCUGAUGCAAUAGAAGCAAUUAUCAGAAAUCAUUAUGUAGAUGAUUAUCUAGAUAGCUUCCAUGACAUAACUAAUGCGACAAGAAUAGUUUCAGAUGUAAUUCGCAUACAUGAUGGGGCAAGCUUUAAAAUAAGAGGCUUUGUUUCAAAUUCUAAAGAACUACUCAGCAAAUUGCCGGCUGAUAGAAUAUCGCCAAUAAAAGAAGUCUCUCUUGAUGAAGAGCAAAACUUCGAGAAAAUAUUGGGCAUGUAUUGGAAUACACAAUCCGAUACAUUUAAAUACAAAUUAAAAAUACCUGAAGCAGUCACAUUAGAACCAACGAAAAGAGAAGUUUUGUCUUUCAUUAUGAGUGUGUAUGACCCAUUAGGACUCAUAUCUCACAUAACGAUAGAGUCAAAAUUAAUAAUGCAAGAUUUGUGGCGCACUGGUAUUGAAUGGGAUGAUAAAAUUCCCGACAAUUUGAAUAAAACUUGGCAAAACUGGAUAAAAAAGCUAUCGGUACUUGAGAACUUGAGUAUUCCAAGAUGUUACUCUCUUCAACAAAAGGAAUCUAGAAGAGAACUUCAUAUAUUUUGCGACGCAUCAUUAAAGGCAUACGCAACUGUAAUAUAUAUGAGAACUAUGUCACAUUUGCAAACUGAUGUCACUAUAGUCGCCGCCAAAGCUAGAGUCGCGCCUACGAAAAUUAUAUCGGUGCCGCGACUAGAGCUGCAGGCAGCAGUUUUGGGAACUCGUUUAUUAAACACAGUACAAAGCGAGUUAAGAUUAACUAUCCACAAAACAAUCUUUUGGACUGAUUCGAAAACAGUCUUGAGCUGGAUAAAAUCAGAUGUUAGAAAAUAUAAGCAGUUUGUGCAAUAUCGAGUAAGUGAGAUUCUCGAUAGUACAAUGGAAUCUCAAUGGAGAUAUAUAGAUUCCGCAUCAAACCCUGCUGAUGAAGGAACAAAGGUAAUUUCAUCAGAGUCUAAAUUUAUAGAAGGCCCAUCCUUUUUAAAACUAAAGGAAUCCGAAUGGCCAACGAAAUUCAAUGAUAUAUCAAUUAAAGAGUCGUGUCAUGAAGAAUUACGACCCAUGUAUACGCUAAAGGAAAUCGAUAAGCCACGGUUCGAUAUUUUAUGUAUUACUUGGUGCUCUGAUUGGAAUCGGUUGAAAAGAGCACUCUGCAUAAUUAAAAAGUUCGCGCAAUUUAUUAAAAGUAAAAGGCGAAACUUACCCUUUAAUAACAUAAUAACCGCUUCUGAUAUGCAGCAAGCUGAAGAGUUUUUGAUUCGAACCGCUCAAUGGAAUGCGUUUCCUGAUGAGAUGGUGGAAUUGCAAACUACUGGAACGGUUGAUAAAAGCAGUAGGAUUCGAACUCUCACGCCGUUUGUGGCAGACAACGGUAUAAUGAGAUCAGAAACACGUUAUAAAAAUACGAAAUUUGUUCCAUAUGCGGCUCGAUAUCCCUACAUUUUACCAGAUAAACAUCAUGUAUCUGAGUUAAUACUGAAACACUAA
Molecule: messenger RNA, 2934 nt
Organism: Sabethes cyaneus
Lineage: Eukaryota; Metazoa; Arthropoda; Insecta; Diptera; Culicidae
Exons: 1
Coding region: 1-2934 (977 amino acids)
Source: RefSeq, a predicted model, not a curated record